UCAGAGUUCUUUUGCGCGCCCGCUCUCUCUUCCUCAAUUCUUCGCUGUUUGUCUUCGUCGUCACAAUGGCCGGUGCUGUCUCCCCGUCUAGCUCGCUACCUCUAUCUACCAGCACGUCUUCCCAUCCCCGGUCGUCCGCGGAUGACACGAUUGCUGUAUUUCCGACAUUGCUGACCAGAGUAAUUGCAACCACGUAUAGGACACUCAUCCGCCGAAAUGCUGUCUACCUGACAUCUAUCUUCGUCGGUGCUUUCGCUUUCGAAGUUGCCUUCGACACCACCACCAACAAGCUCUGGGACACCUGGAACCGUGGCCGUCAAUGGAAGGACAUCAAGCACCAGUAUCUCACCAAGGCUGACGAAGAGGAUGACGAGUAAAUACGGCUCGGAGGUCGACUACCAAACCGAAAAUGCUACGAUAACUUGGGGACGCCUAGGCCUGAUCAUAUACACCGAUACGUGGGGGCGGAUGUGCUAUAGUACGGGUGCUUGUAUCAAAUAGAACUUUGAAUUUUGUGACCUGACAUUAAUCUACC
Messenger RNA from Aspergillus nidulans FGSC A4, 535 nucleotides. Its product is annotated as cytochrome b-c1 complex subunit 9. The record is from RefSeq and is a predicted model, not a curated record. NCBI's taxonomy places the organism in Eukaryota, Fungi, Ascomycota, Eurotiomycetes, Eurotiales, Aspergillaceae. The coding region runs from base 66 to 377 and encodes 103 amino acids. The transcript is spliced from 4 exons. Gene Ontology annotation, biological process: mitochondrial electron transport, ubiquinol to cytochrome c. Gene Ontology annotation, cellular component: membrane; mitochondrial inner membrane; respiratory chain complex III.